AUGGGUCAACAACAUUCCGGAUUCGUUGUCGAAAUCGCCAGUCCACGUUUGGGACGAUUUCAGGCCGUUCCGCAAAAAGAUCCGGACGAAGAAAAUGAGCCAUCGUGGCGGAUUACAGUCAAUCCAUCGGCUGAACUGUUCGGAUCGCAGCGAUUGCGACAGCUUAUCGAUCGACUCUAUCAUCAGCAAAAGCUGCUGAGUGCAACCGAUGCAAAACAGGUUCUCAAUGCCCUCCAGGCUAUUGAUCCUUCUUCGGAUUUGCUGUUACCAUUACUCACAGUUCUAUCAAACGCUACCGCUUAUCCUGCAAAUCAGAUUCUAAUGCGUGAAUUACGAAUCACCGAACGAGUAGCCGAAAUGAUUUGUUCGCCACGACAUGGAUGGUCACGGUCGUGUAGAGUGAUGCUGUUACAAUGCCUUGCCAAUAUGGCAGUAUCGCCUGAGAAUCACGCAAUCGUACGCUGCGCAAUUCCGCACGCCAUUCAACGCCUAUCGUCCGCUGACGAAAUGGAGGUUGUGGUAGCGCUACAAGCGCUCACGAAUCUAUCGCUGAAUAUCACUACGGAACAGAUUCCUCAGUUCGUUCACGCUAUUCCAUAUUGCUUGUCACGGUUAUGGGUGCGUGGUGAACCAAACAUAAACGCAUUGCGACUGCUUGUAAACUUAAGCUGUUGUCCGGAUAUGGUACCAUACAUGCUUGGUGCAAAGUCAGUGAGUGGUUUGCUACGUCUUUUGGAUACGGAUCGUGAGGAGGUUCUACUUCGAGCGAUUACUUGGAUUUUGUGCACCUCGUCAGCAGUGGAUGCGCUUCAUCUAACAUAUGAUCGAAUAGCGUGCCAUAAUCAGGAUCCGUUUCGUAAUCCUGCACAUACACUCUACCACUCCAUAUAUGGUCCGAAGAGUCGUGAAGAACUGGAACAACGAGCUCGAGAGUUAACACUUCACACGAACCCCGAUGUCGUAAACAAAGCCACGCGGCUACUCGAAAUAUUAAAAAAUAUCCCACCGUUUCCAACGCUUGGUUCGCAGCUGAAUCGAUUAUGA
This is a messenger RNA of Necator americanus (New World hookworm), 1044 nucleotides long. RefSeq lists its product as uncharacterized. The transcript has 9 exons. NCBI's taxonomy places the organism in Eukaryota, Metazoa, Nematoda, Chromadorea, Rhabditida, Ancylostomatidae. The coding region runs from base 1 to 1044 and encodes 347 amino acids. Gene Ontology annotation, cellular component: mitochondrion. The record is from RefSeq and is a predicted model, not a curated record.